This is a messenger RNA of Penicillium crustosum, 1746 nucleotides long. Its product is annotated as Zn(II)2Cys6 transcription factor. The transcript has 5 exons. NCBI's taxonomy places the organism in Eukaryota, Fungi, Ascomycota, Eurotiomycetes, Eurotiales, Aspergillaceae. Gene Ontology annotation, cellular component: nucleus. Gene Ontology annotation, molecular function: zinc ion binding; transcription cis-regulatory region binding; DNA-binding transcription factor activity, RNA polymerase II-specific. Gene Ontology annotation, biological process: regulation of DNA-templated transcription. Bases 1 to 1746 code for a protein of 581 amino acids. The record is from RefSeq and is a predicted model, not a curated record.
AUGGAGGACGGAGUCGGGACCCGCCACCCUAAAGCAUGCCUAACCUGUGCCAAGGCUAAAGUACGAUGUUUCCCGGAAACAGAUGGUCCUUGUAAACGUUGUCGUCGCCUGGGAAAAGAAUGUGGAGCUCAACUACCCGGAGCCCAUCGCCGUGAAAAGAAAUCAGCCGCAAGUGGCUCAGAUGUUGCUGCGCUUGAGGCUAAAUUAGACCGCAUGGUUGCCAUGCUGGCUGCCUCAGAACAAAAUGUCAGAGAACGAGUAGAAAGUGGCCCAGCAAGGAAAUCAUUAUCUACUUUUGAACACAACAUCGAUGAAGCCGAAGGCGAGCUGUUCAUGAAAGUGUUCUUCGAGAAAAUAUUCCCGCUCUUUCCAUUCCUCGUGAUCCCCCCGCAUGUCACCGCUGAAGAACUGCGCCGGGAGAAACCAUUCCUCUAUCUGAAUAUUUCAAUGGUCGCAUGCCAAAACGCUCUACGCCAGCGAGAAAUUGUGGAUGCAGUACAAGAACAUGUCGCCGAGCACAUUGUAAUGAGGGGAGAACGUAGCCUGGAUCUGCUCCAGGGUCUUCUCCUCAAUGUGGCUUGGUUCAUUGUAGUCAGUCGUUUCCCGCGACAUGGUGAUUAUCCCCCCAAUGUGCCCAAAGUCGAAGAGCCUCAUCAUAUUAUUCGAAGCACUGCCCAGCUCGAUACAAAUGUGCACUUACUCGUGGCGCAAUCCUUGAGCUUGGGCCUGAAUCAAGAGAUGGCUUACCAAAAAAGCCUGAACUAUCCCUUGACUUAUUUGAAGGAUACUAUAACUGAGGACCAUCAUAAUCCGGUCCGCACACUGGAAGAGAGACGCACCUACCUUGGAUGUUAUUAUCUAAUCACCAUGCUCUCGACAUGUGUGAAAGACUUGGGGUCGAUUAUUCGCUUUACAAGAUACACAGACGAAUGCUGCAACGUUCUAGAUCAGAUCGCUGAAUAUCCCACAGAUGCCUCUGCGGUACAGUUAAUCCGAGCGAUGAAUGUCGCAGAUAAGAUUCACCACACACUAUACCACACCGAGCUCUUUUCUUCGUCCGUUUCAUCAGCACCUCCGCCUCUUGGGCUAAGCAUACGAUGGCUUGAGGCUGAGAUUAAGCAACUCAAAGCUCACAUAUCGAGCGAGUCACCAUACUCUGCCAUUUUACAGCUUCAUUACACAACACUCGAGAUACAUCUUUAUCGAAUUGCCCUCAACACUGACGUCUCCAAAUCCAACUACGGUGAUCACCCUCUCAUGCAACUGGAUCUCCUUUUCCGCUGCCUGGAAGCGACAACCUCCUUUUUCCAAACAAUCCUCUCGCUCCCCUCCGACCUGUUCCCUUUCUUCCCUUUCACCAUGACGUGUCAAUUCGCAAAAGCAAUCGUCGCUCUCUCCCAACUUUCUCUUUAUGAUCACCCCGGAUGGGACCGAGCAUACGUGGAAAGUAUAAUAGACUUCGACCAGACUGUCGAUGGCAUAGCCUCCAAGAUGGAAGUACAACUUCCACUUUUCGAACAGGCUCUUGCAGAUAACAAGUUGACUGAAGUGCCGGAGGUAUUUGGAAGGAUGAAGAAUCGCGCGCAAAUGAUUAAAAAGAUGCAUCGGCGGAGAAAAGAUGCACUCGAACAAAAGUCCUUGUCUACCACUAUCGCCCCGAUGCACUACGAUUUCAUGAUGGAUUCUCCCCUCGAUCUGCUGUUUCCUUUUGGUGAAGUUCCACCGAUGUAUACGCAAUACAUGUAA